Messenger RNA from Puccinia graminis f. sp. tritici CRL 75-36-700-3, 1310 nucleotides. RefSeq lists its product as uncharacterized. Gene Ontology annotation, molecular function: magnesium ion binding; 3-methyl-2-oxobutanoate hydroxymethyltransferase activity. The coding region runs from base 94 to 1266 and encodes 390 amino acids. Gene Ontology annotation, cellular component: mitochondrion. Gene Ontology annotation, biological process: pantothenate biosynthetic process. The transcript is spliced from 2 exons. The record is from RefSeq and is a predicted model, not a curated record. Lineage: Eukaryota; Fungi; Basidiomycota; Pucciniomycetes; Pucciniales; Pucciniaceae.
UUGAAGUUGUGGUGAUAAAAGAAGUUGUUGAUGGUUCAGGGGCGCACGGGCAAGGUUCGAGAGGCUGAUUGAGCCUGAGAUUGCCUGUUGACCAUGAGAGCCGUAUUAUCAGACCUGAGGUUUGGUGCAAGGGUCUGCCGCAAUUCCUCGCUUGUCCGACAGUCCAUCAACACGACCAACUACCACAGCCUUACCAGGACGAGUGCCUCGAUCAGGAAACCAGUCGACUUUCAUCGAUACAGCUCACAAGCAUUGGAUCCAACAUCUUCAAUAGAUCAAAAUGAGACCAGUCUUGCAGCUCAAUCAGCGGUUGCAGGCAGAAGGAAAUCGAGUGUGGUGACGUUCAAGACGCUCAAGGAGCUAUAUCGAAAGGAGAUUCCGAUAACCAUGCUCACGGCAUACGAUUUCGCGACGGCCAGGAUGAUAGGCAUGGCGACACCACCAUCGCAAAGCGAGAAGAAAGAGCCGAGUAGCAGCGAGCUCCCGAGCGGGAUCGACAUCUGUCUAUGCGGGGAUUCGUUGGCCAACGUCUGUCUCGGAUACCAAUCGACGACCGAGCUUGAGGUUGACGAGUUCGUCUACCAUCUCAAGGCGAUCCGCCGAGGGCUGGACAGUCUGAAGACUGAGCCCGACUAUCGGAUCCCGCUGUUCAUUGCCGACCUGCCGUUCGGGACGUACGAGGCGAGUGUCGAGCAAGGUGUUCGAACGGCCACUCGAUUGGUCCAAGCGGCCAGGGUGGAUGGACUCAAGAUUGAGGGCGGGAAGGAGCUGAGGCCGUUGAUCGAGCGACUGAGUAGCUUCGGGAUGCCCGUCAUCGGCCACAUCGGUCUCACCCCUCAACGGGCCAGCAGUCUCGGCGGCUUCAAAGUCCAAGGCCACGAUUGUCCGUCCAAAGCCCAGGAAAUCAUCGCCGAUGCACUCGACCUAGAGCGGGCUGGCUGUGUCGCAAUCGUCAUCGAAGCCGUCCCAGUCGAGCUGAUCAGCCACCUGAAGAAGCUCCUCAAAGUCCCGUUGAUCGGCAUCGGAGCUGGCCCUCAGACGGACGGACAAGUCUUGGUGACCAGCGAUCUCAUCGGCGCACUCGGCUCCCAUUCUCCUCUGCUCAAAAACAUCAAGCCCAAAUUCGUCCCCAACUUCUCCUCCUCCGUCAAGCUCGAUAAACAUUCACUCAGUCCGGGCCUUCGAUCUCUCCCUACAAAUCAUUCGAUCCUAUGCCCAUCUCGUUCGCACUCGUCAGUUCCCGAAGAUCGGAUUGCAUACUUAUAGCAUGAAAGCAGAGGUCCUGCAACAUUUGAACCAACACGGCUGGU